Linum trigynum is the source of this 4913-nucleotide messenger RNA. Lineage: Eukaryota; Viridiplantae; Streptophyta; Magnoliopsida; Malpighiales; Linaceae. The record is from the annotation of a GenBank genome assembly.
GAACUUAAUCACCAUUGAAGAAUAGCCUCAGGCCGAAUCCGUGAUCUGUAGCCUUCAAAAUACAAAGGAAAUGGCCUUUCGACGCCGACAAAAUUACGAAAAUGUCAUCCGAAAAUAAAUUGGCCCAAAUCGGUGCUUAAUAGACUUAUCAUCCGUGAAGAAUAGGAUCAAUAAACUUAAUUAUCGGUGGAGAAUAGCCUCGGUCUGAUUCCGUGAUCUGUAGCCUCCAGAAUCGAAAGAAAAUGGCAUUUCGGAAAAAUCACCCAAAAUGUGUGAUGGUAUCCCUUUGUAAUUUGCCAAAAAUUGGCCCGGAAAAAAUCGGUCCAGAUCGGUGCUUAAUGGACUUAAUCAUCCUUGAAGAAUAGACUCAGGCUGAAUCCGUGAUUUGUAGCCUUCAAAAUCCAAAGAAAAUGGUCUUUUGACGCCCACAAAAUUACGAAAAAUGCCAUCCGAAAAUAAAUUGGCCCAAAUCUAUACUUAAUUGACUUAUCAUCCGCGGAGAAUAGGAUCAAUAGACUUCAUUAUCGGUGGAGAAUAGCCUCGGCGUGAUUCCGUGAUCUGUUGCCUCCAAAAUUGAAAGAAAAUAGCAUUUCAGAAAAAUCGCCCAAAAUUUGUGAUGGUACACCUUUGCAAUCUGCAAAAAAUUGACCCGGAAUAAAUCCGCACAGAUCGGUGCUUAAGGGACUUAAUUAUCCUUGAAGAAUAGCCUCAGGCCGAAUCCGUGAUCUGCAGCCUUCAAAAUCCAAAGAAAAUGUCCUUUCGACGCCCACAAAAUUAUGAAAAUGUCAUCCGAAAAUAAAUUGGCCCAAAUCGGUGUUUAAUGGACUUAUCAUCCUUGGAGAAUAGUAUCAAUAGACUUCAUUAACGGUGGAGAACAACCUCAACUUGAUUCUGUGAUCUGUAACCUCCAGAAUCAAAAGAAAAUGACAUUUCAGAAAAAUCACCCAAAAUCUAUGAUGGUACCCCCUUUGCAAUCUGCCAAAAAUUGACCCAGAAUAAAUCAGCCGAGAUCGGUGCUAAAUGGACUUAAUCAUCCUUGUACAAUAACCUCAGGAAUCCAAAGAAAAUGACCUUCUGACGCCCUCAAAAUUACAAAAAUGACAUCCGAAAAUAAAUGGGCCCAAAUCGGUCCUUAAUGGACUUAUCAUCCGUGGAGAAUAUGAUCAAUAGACUUCAUUAUCGGUGGAGAAUAGCUUCGGCCUGAUUUCGUGAUCUGUAGCCUCCAGAAUCGAAAGAAAAUGGCAUUUUGGAAAAAUCGCCCAAAAUGUGUGAUUGUACCCCUUUGCAAUCUGUCAAAAAUUGACCCGGAAUAAAUCCGCCCAGAUCGGUGCUUAAUGGACUUAAUCAUCCUUGAAGAAUAGUCUCAGGCCGAAUCCGUGAUCUGUAGCCUUCAAAAUCCAAAGAAAAUGGUCUUUCGACGUCCACAAAAUUACGAAAAUGUCAUCCGAAAAUAAAUUGGCCAAAUCGGUGUUUAAUGGACUUAUCAUCCAAGGAGAAUAGGAUCAAUAGACUUCAUUCUCGGUGGAGAAUAGCCUCAGCCUGAUUUCGUGAUCUGUAGCCUCCAUAAUCGAAAGUUAAUGGCAUUUCGGAAAAAUUGCCCAAAAACUGUGAUAGUAACCCUUUGCAAUCUGCCAAAAAUUGACCCGGAAUAAUUUCGCCCAGAUCGGUGCUUAAUAGACUUAAUCAUACUUGAAGAAUAGCUUUAGGCCGAAUCCGUGAUAUGUAGCCUUCAAAAUCCAAAGAAAAUGGCCUAACCGCCAUUUGUAAAUGUUCAGUUUUAAAUACCAAUAAAACAAAGAGGUUUUUUACACAUAUGACUUGAUAUAAGAGAUAACGUCAGAAUAAUGUCUACCGACUAAUAUACCAUUAGGACUCAAAUAAAGAUCCAUAAGAGGGAACUUGCAUUCACUUUGGACAAAUUCUAUCCAAUUGGGAUUUGAAUCCACACAAUAAAAACAUUAGUCUCCAAGAAAUUGAAGGUCUCUUCCCUCAUAUUUCCCCCAAAUCAUCUAGUGAGAAAAACCCUAAAAGCAAGAAGACAGCCUCAAAAUCUCAAUUCUGCUCUUUUUAGUUUUGGCGCUCUCUUCUUUUGGCGAAUUCUAACUACCUCGUGUUUGGCCUUUUCCAUUCGUGUCUCCUUUUCCUAUCCUUUCUCACUUCCACGAAUAAGAAAAUUGGUAUUGGUUCAUCAAAGAUUCUCAUUGGAAGAUAGGCUGUUCAUUUCCUUAGUCCCGUGUUCGAUUCUCCAAUACCACUCUCAUUCUUUCACUUUCCCCCUCUUCGUCCCUUUUCUACUUCAGCCGACGACUACUAUUUUUCAUCUGUGAAUUUAUUGGAGCAGACUUGCAACUUCUUCCCCGCUCUUUCCCUUUUGCUCUCUACUUCGCCUACUUCAUCUGUCUCUCUAUUCCGGGUCUCCGCCCUGUUCCCAAUGGCGUCCCUGCAGCAGUCGCCCGCUAUCAAGGGCGCCAAAGUGCUUAUGGUUGGAGCAGGUGGGAUUGGCUGCGAGCUUCUCAAGACCCUUGCCCUCUCCGGCUUCGAGGAUAUUCAUAUUAUAGACAUGGAUACUAUAGAAGUUAGCAACCUUAAUAGGCAGUUUUUGUUUCGUCAGAAGCAUGUUGGGCAGUCUAAGGCCAAGGUUGCUAGAGAUGCUGUACUGAGAUUCAGGCCUCAUAUAAGCAUAACUUCACACCAUGCAAAUGUGAAAGAUUCUAGCUUCAAUGUGGACUUCUUCAAGCAAUUCAAUGUUGUACUGAAUGGGCUUGACAACUUAGAUGCAAGGAGACAUGUAAAUCGCUUGUGUCUGGCCGCUGAAGUACCUUUGGUGGAGAGUGGAACUACUGGCUUCCUCGGACAGGUCUCAGUACAUGUUAAAGGAAGAACUGAUUGCUACGAAUGUAAUCCCAAACCUUCUCCCAAAACAUAUCCUGUUUGCACAAUUACUAGCACUCCAUCAAAGUUUGUUCACUGUAUUGUUUGGGCAAAGGAACUUCUUUUUGCAAAGUUGUUUGGUGACAAAAAUCAGGACAAUGAUUUAAAUGUCCGCUCCAAUGAUUCCACAGGCUCAUCUGAGCAAACUGAAGAUGUGUUUGAACGCAAAGCUGAUGAAAGCGUCGAACAUUAUGGAAGGAGAAUAUAUGACCACGUGUUCGGUUAUAAUAUUGAACAAGCUUUAUCCAAUGAAGAGACAUGGAAAAAUCGAAACAAGCCCAGACCCAUAUACAGCAGUGAUGUUAUAUCUGCUGAACUGAUGCAGCAAAAUGGAAGUUCUGAUAAAGCAGGCUCUGCUGAUGAUCCUUUGUCGGUGUCUGCUAUGGCAUCUUUGGGCCUGAAGAAUCCACAGGAUCUCUGGAGCCUUAUGGAUAAUUCAAGAGUUUUCUUUGAGGCGUUGAAGCUGUUCUUUGGAAAAAGAGAAAAGGAGAUUGGAAGCCUUGGUUUUGACAAAGAUGAUCAGUUAGCUGUCGAAUUUGUUACUGCUGCUGCCAAUAUCCGGGCUGCCUCAUUUGGGAUCCCUUUGCAUAGCCUUUUUGAAGCCAAAGGUAUUGCUGGUAACAUUGUGCAUGCAGUUGCAACAACAAAUGCAAUUGUAGCUGGCUUAAUUGUUAUUGAAGCAAUCAAGGUGUUGCAAAAGGACUUUGACAGUUACAGGAUGUCAUAUUGUCUCGAACAUGUUACCCAGAAGAUGCUUAUUAUGCCAGUGCAGCCCUUUGAGCCAAACAAGUCAUGCUGUGUUUGCUCUGAAACACCACUAACAUUGGAGAUCAACACCAAUCAUUCAAAGCUAAGGGAUUUUGUGGAAAAGAUUGUUAAAGCCAAGCUUAGCAUGACCUCUCCAUUGAUCAUGCAUGGGUCCUCCCUUCUUUACGAAGUUGGGGAUGAUCUUGAUGAAGCUAUGAUUGCUAACUAUUCUGCUAACCUUGAGAAGGUGCUAUCUAGUCUGCCCUCUCCAGUUACUAGUGGGACAAUGCUAACUGUCGAGGAUCUGCUGCAGGAGUUCACUUGCAAUAUCAAUAUCAAACAUAGGGAGGAAUUCGACGAGGAGAACGAGCCAGAUGGAAUGGUUCUCCUUGGAUGGACUCAAGUUCCUACGAAGCCCAAGGAUGAUGAUGACAAGCCCCAUACUGGUAAUGGAGUUAGUACAUCAAAAGCAUCAGAAACCGACCCUGCGGUGGCUCAAGCAGAUGCCGGGGUGGUCAAAAUCAAUGUUGAGGCGAUUGACGCUUCAGGAAAGAAAAGAAAAGGUCCAGAUUCUAAGGACAUCAGCUUGGAUCCUCCUUCAAAUGUUGCCGAUGAAGCUACUGCUGCAAAUCACAAGAAAGUUCAACAAAUUGAUGAGGAUGAAGAAGACCUCGUCGUGCUAGAUCAGUGGGAUAUAGACACAAAUAAGAAGCAAAAGUUGCGAUAGGCGAAGGGGCCUCUAGUCUUUCUCACACAACUAAUUUUGGUGCCAGUUAGGGGAAACGGUGAUUCUUUUGUUUAGCAGGGCAUGAUUUUGGUUCUUUAGAGAGGACAUUUCUAACUUUCCUUGUCCCUUUUGCUCCCCUUAUCUGGUUCACAACCUGUAAAAACUAGGUUACCUCUGUUUUCCUAGCUAGGCUCGAGAGCUCUCUUAAUCCAGGUACCUUCUUUUGUUGGAAAAUGGUGCUAUGUAAACAAAUUUCUUUUAUUUGAGGAUUAUGAAUCUACAAAAGUCUGCAACUUUCUGCACACAAAUGAUGUAUGUGUUCUUUUUCCCCGUUGUUGAGAUGUUUUUUAUCUGCCGCAUUGUUUUUUAAGUUUCUGUCAUACAUGACGUUGAUAUAGUUGUGCCUGUCAGAAAUUUAUAUGACUUAAGGAGUGGAGCAAACAUGAAGAGGCAACCACAGUCGAGGUCUUGACUACGUGGUUCUGAAGAAUAAGGGUGCACUGAGGAU